Messenger RNA from Cryptococcus deneoformans JEC21, 829 nucleotides. RefSeq lists its product as hypothetical. The transcript is spliced from 3 exons. The coding region runs from base 100 to 591 and encodes 163 amino acids. The record is from RefSeq and is a predicted model, not a curated record. NCBI's taxonomy places the organism in Eukaryota, Fungi, Basidiomycota, Tremellomycetes, Tremellales, Cryptococcaceae.
UUAGAGCUCUCUUUUGAAAUUCUUCUAUUUCAUCUUCCCAAUCUCGGAACAUCCGCCGUUGAUCUCUCGCAUAUAACUUGGACCUUUCUCUUGUUCGCCAUGUUGAUCUCCCCGGCAAAGAUCCACGCUUCUCUAAGUGCUCUCUUAUCGUCAACGCCCGUUUCAGGACCACAUACAGCUCUCUUGAUAACCCCACAAGGGCAACUCAUUUCGGCUGCUUCUAUCCCUGCAGAUGAAGAUGAAGAAUCUGGGGAAGGUGAAGAAGGUGAUGAUGUUGCCAGAACAGGAGUGAUUACAGAAGAACCGUAUUUGGACCCUCCCGCGAGAUUGAGGUUAUUGCUCGGUUUGGCGAGUCAGUGGAAUCAAGGUGAAUCGCCAAAAAUGGAGUGUGAGCUUGGUAGAUUACACUUCACUUCUCUCCCAUUACCACCAGCCGAUGCUCCAUCACCUGUUGUCCUUAAAGAUAACCUUUUACCGGAAGUGAAACCAGGACGGAUCGAAAAGUUUCUGCUUGUGUUAAAUGGGAGAGGUACUGGAUGGGAUGUCCUUAGCCAAAAAGCUGAUGAGUUCAGGCGACACUGGAAGGUUUAGGUAGAUAGAUUGAAGAAGAAACAAAUAAGGGACUUUAAAGCCUACAGUUGUAUUCCCACGCAAAGUGUAUUCAUCUACUCAUGGUCGUUGCUUACUAUUCUAUGUGCUGGACACGCGACCCAGCCUGUGUCGCCGAAUAAUAUAAAGCUGAAAACGUACACGAUCAUAGGGUGCAGUUCGCACAACAUAUAGCCUCAUUGAUUUUGGUUUAACAUGCAUCACAUGACGAGAAAACGGC